Fulvia fulva is the source of this 1731-nucleotide messenger RNA. Its product is annotated as putative D-xylulose kinase A. Gene Ontology annotation, biological process: xylulose metabolic process; D-xylose metabolic process. NCBI's taxonomy places the organism in Eukaryota, Fungi, Ascomycota, Dothideomycetes, Mycosphaerellales, Mycosphaerellaceae. The record is from RefSeq and is a predicted model, not a curated record. Bases 1 to 1731 code for a protein of 576 amino acids. Gene Ontology annotation, cellular component: cytosol. The transcript is spliced from 3 exons. Gene Ontology annotation, molecular function: D-xylulokinase activity.
AUGGCAGGAGCUACUACUGGUCCCUUGUACAUGGGCUUUGAUCUAUCGACGCAGCAAUUGAAAGGCAUCGUCGUUGACUCUAAUCUGAAGUUGAUUCACGAAGCAAAAGUCGACUUUGAUGCACAUCUCAGCAAAUAUGACAUCGAAAAGGGAGUGCUCACGAACCCUUCCGAAGGCGAAGUCUUUGCACCACCAGCUAUGUGGUUAGAAGCCGUUGAUUUGGUCCUCGAUCGCUUAAAGCAAGCCGGUCUGGACUUCAGCAGAGUGAAGGGUAUCUCUGGAGCGGGUAUGCAACAUGGCACGGUCUUCUGGUCACACGAAGCAGAGCACAUUCUCGCCAACUUGGACUCUGGAAAGUCGUUGAUCGAGCAAUUGGAGCCUGGAAGUAAAGGCGAGAGGAAAGGUGCUUUUGCCCAUCCGAUGAGUCCGAAUUGGCAGGAUGCCAGUACGCAGAAGCAAUGCGAUGCCUUUGAUGCUGAGCUUGGCGAUCCUGAGAUUCUGGCGAGAGUGACUGGCAGCAAGGCGCAUCAUCGUUUCAGUGGACCACAGAUUCUUCGGUAUCGGACGAAGUAUCCGGAUCAUUAUGAAAAGACGGCGAGGAUAUCGCUGGUGUCAUCUUUCCUGGCGUCCAUCUUUCUUGGCCGAGUGGCACCGAUCGACAUUAGCGAUGUAACGGGCAUGAAUCUCUGGGAUGUCAACAAUGGCACCUGGAACGAUACUUUGCUUGCCCUCGCAGCGGGUUCAACAGAGGGCGUUGCUGAGCUGAGAAAAAAACUUGGCGAUGUGCCAGAAGACGGUGGGAAAGCAUUCGGCACUGUGAGCAAGUACUUCACAGGACGCUAUGGAUUCCCGCCAGACUGUAACAUCACUCCCUUCACCGGCGACAACCCAGCAACGAUCCUCGCACUUCCCCUUCGGCCGUCGGACGCAAUGGUGUCGCUUGGCACCAGCACAACCUUCCUUAUGAGCACACCCGAGUACAAACCAGACCCAGCCUACCACUUCAUGAACCAUCCCACAACACCAGGCCUAUACAUGUUUAUGCUCUGCUACAAGAACGGCGGCCUCGCCCGCGAGCAGAUCCGGGAUCAACUGGACAACACGAAAUCGUGGGACACCUUCAACGACACAGCUCUAUCAACACCGCCUUUAAGUCAAACCUCCGACUCCGACCCCAUGAGAUUGGGCCUGUACUUCCCUCGGCCAGAGAUCGUCCCCAAUGUCCCAGAAGGCCAAUGGCGAUACAGCUACCAUCCCACCGCAAAAGACCUCAAACCCUCGUCAUCAACCUCCAAAGCAGACGAUGCCCGCACAAUCCUCGAAUCCCAAUUCCUCUCCCUCCGCCUCCGCUCCCAAGCCCUCGUCAAGCCCUCCAACGACCUCCCCGCCCAACCCCGCCGCGUCUACCUCGUAGGCGGCGGCUCUGCCAAUCCAGCCAUUGCCAAGAUCUGCGGCGAAGUUCUGGGAGGCGUGGAAGGUGUGUAUAAGCUCGAUAUCGGGGGUAAUGCGUGUGCGCUGGGGGCGGCGUAUAAGGCUGUUUGGGGUUGUGAGAGGACGAAGGGUGAGACGUUUGAGGAGUUGAUUGGUAAUCGCUGGGACGAGGGGGCUUUUGUGAAGAAGAUUGCGGAGGGGUAUACGCAGGGAACGUUUGAGAGGUAUGGGGAGGCUGUGGAGGGGUUUGAUGCGAUGGAGAAGAGGGUAUUGAGCGAGGUUGGGCGGGAGGGAAAGUGA